This is a messenger RNA of Microthlaspi erraticum, 681 nucleotides long. The record is from the annotation of a GenBank genome assembly. NCBI's taxonomy places the organism in Eukaryota, Viridiplantae, Streptophyta, Magnoliopsida, Brassicales, Brassicaceae.
AUGGAAUUCCCUCCUCCUCCUCCGCCGGAGAGAUCCAAACGCCUCCACAACUUCACCUUACCUUAUCUCCGAUGGGGUCAGCAGAGAUUCCUCAGGUGCGUCAAGCUCUCGCACCACCGAUCUCCUUCUUCCUUCCCUUCUUCUUCUUCAUCUCCUUCUCCCGAUCGCGCCGCUCUUAGAUCCCCCUCCGUCGCUGGAGGAGGAGUGGUAAUCUCCGGAGGAGAGUUCGCUCCCGGAGACGGCAAUCUCAGGCUCGAUCUCAAGGUCUCCGUUUUGGGAAAUGAAGCUAAAAACGGCGAUGCGGUCGCUGCUGCAGCAGCUCGGCCGUGGAAUCUGAGGACGAGGAGAGCUGCUUGCAACGAACCUGGGGACGAGCCGGCGAGGAUCGUCGAGUCUUCCUCUCUUCGGAGACAUGAAAUUGGCGUGAAGAGAGGCUGCGAAGUCGUUGGCGAUGGCGAUGGAGAUUCGCAGAAGAAUGCGAAAGUGAAAUUCUCUGUUCCUUUGUUGAGAGAAGAAAUCGAAGAGGAUUUCACAGCCCUAAUUGGGAAAAGACCUCCGAGAAGACCCAAGAAGAGACCAAGAAUGGUUCAGAAGCAAAUGAAUACUCUAUUUCCCGGAUUGUGGCUAGCAGAGGAAGUAACAGCAGAGUCAUACGACGUCCCUGAGGCUGCAGAAACAUGA